AUGGCAGCAACUAUUUCAAAUAUUGUGUUUCCUGGACAAUUCAACCCAAAGACUGAUAAGUGGUGUGAUUAUAAGGAACAGUUAAUGUGCGCGCUCGACGCGGCGGGCGUCGGUGAGGAUAACCUCAAUAGGGGCCGAUCACUGUUCCUUUCUCAAUGUGGAAAAGACACUUUUGCAUUAAUUGCAUCGCUUUUAGUUCCAAAAAGGCCUACAGAAGUACCUUUAGUGGAAAUUUUGAGGGUUCUAGAUAGGUUUUUCGAACCAGAAGUUAACGAAAUUCUACAGGCGGGAAAAUUUCACAAACGACAACAGUUACAGGGAGAAAGUGUACAGGACUAUGUGGCGGCCAUCAGCCAGCUCGGAGCUAAGUGCAAUUUUAUAGACUUGGAACGCCAGUUGAGAGACCGACUAGUGCUGGGGGUGCGGGAUGAUCGCUUACGACGCGACUUAUUGAAAAAGAAGAAAAUAACUUAUGAAGUUGCACUACAAACAUGUCUGGACUAUCAAGUGACAUUCCCUGAUUUGUACCCUGCCAGUACGUCUAGCGAAUCAAAGCAAACUCCGUUAAACGUCACCGAUUGUGAACCUAUGGACAUUGGCAUUGUAAAAUCUAAUGAAUGUCGACGGUGUACACGCGGUCAUAAGCCAGGCGAACGUUGUCCAUUUUGGAAAGCAAAAUGUUUCUAUUGUAAGAAGUUUGGACACAUCGCGGCGGCAUGUGAUAAAAAACUGGGCCGCAUGCACCAGGUUAACGAGACGGGGAAAUGUAGCAGAAGUGGUGAUACGGCAGUAGAGGAAAUGAUGGGGAUCUAUGUUUGUACUGAUAAUUAUACACCACCAAUAACGGCAGAGGUCAUAAUAGACGGUGUAAAAUUAUUAAUGGAAGUAGACUCGGGGGCAUCACGGACCAUUAUGUCGGAGGAGACAUAUAAGAAGCUCUGGUCGACACCUCCACCGUUAAGAGCCACUACUUUGAAGUUGGUGACGUGGACUAGAGACCCAAUAAAAGUGUUGGGAGUAGCAAAUGUGCGGGUUAUAUUAGCGAACAAGGAAGCACAGUGUGAACUUGUAGUAGUGUCAGGAAAUGGUCCAAAUCUGUUAGGCAGGAAUUGGUUCCAAACACUAGGACUUCAAGUGUCUGGUUUGUGCUGGUCGGAAGAGGAUAUAAUACUUUAUAAAAGGGAAUUUCCUGAAUUAUUUAAAGAAGGAUUGGGGGAGUACAAGGGCCCUAAAGUAUCGUUACACUUACGGAAAGACGCCACGCCGCGUUUCUUAAAGGCUCGCGCGGUACCAUACCCACUCAAACAGAAAGUGAUUGAAGAACUGAAUAAGAUGGUAAUAGAGGGCGUGCUAACACCUAUUCGAUAUUCGAAGUGGGCAACACCAUUGACACCAGUGAUGAAAGAUGACGGGACAAUACGGAUGUGUGGCGAUUAUCGUGUGACAGUAAACACCGCGAUAGAUACAGACACGUACCCCCUUCCAACAGCAAAUGAAGCGUUUGUAAGGUUGAGUGGGGGUAGAAUAUUCAGUAAAUUAGAUUUAAAGCAAGCGUAUACACAGCUAAAAGUUGAUGAUGCGACUGCAAUGCUGUUAACACUCAACACUCCAAUUGGUUUAAUGAGAAUGAACCGUUUACCGUUCGGUGUCAAUGCGGCGCCAGCUGUUUUUCAACGCCUGAUGUCAACGGCGCUUGCAGGUAUGGAGGGCGUCGCCUGUUUAUUGGACGAUGUGGCGGUAACGGGAUCCACCAUUGAAGAACACAAUCACAGACUUAGAGAAGUGCUAAGUAAAUUGCAAGAAAUGGGAUUUCGAUUGAAUGAAAAAAAGUGUGUUUUUGCGGCGAACAGCAUUACGUUCUUAGGCCACAUGAUUGAUGCGAAAGGCCUCCACCCGGCACCUACGAAGGUAAAGGAAAUUCAAGAAAAACCGGCUCCAACUAACAAAGAGACGUUGCGAGCCUUUUUGGGCUUAUACAAUUUCUAUGAGAAAUUUUUACCUGAUAAGAGCACUAUAUUAGAGCCAUUAUAUAGACUAUUAGAAUCAAAGAGACCCUGGAGCUGGGGAGAGAAAGAACAGAAAGCUUUCAAUGAGGCAAAACGUUUAUUGUCAUCGGAUCUCACAUUGGUGGAAUAUGAUUUACAAAAAGAAUUGCUUCUCAUCUGUGAUUCUUCAGAAUAUGGAGUAGGAGCGAUUAUUGCCCAUGUGAUGAAAGACGGAUCUGAAAGACCUGUAAUGAUGGCCUCGCGCACAUUGCAAGCUCAUGAGAGACGAUACGGGCAAAUUGAUAAGGAGGCACUAGCAAUUAUAUUUGGAUUGACCAAAUUUCACGAAUUUUUAGCAGGUCGUAAAUUUUGUAUAGUUACAGAUCACAAGCCACUGGUAGGGUUAUUCAAUCCUUCAAAGCCUAUACCUGAACAGAUUUCGCCUAGAAUGUUACGUUGGUCACUUAAACUCGCUUGCUAUGACUAUAAACUAAAGUACAGACCUGGGAAAUUAAUUGGCAACGCGGAUGCUUUAAGCAGAUGGACCGCUACGGAUACAUCCAGUGUAAAGAAGGAAGUGUCUGGUGAUCUGCUUCUGUUAGAAGAGCAGUUGAGCGGAUGGCAGCUAAAUGCUGGCAAAAUUGCUGAAGAAACUAAAAAGGAUAUGGUGCUGCAAAAAGUAAUGUUCCAUGUUUUACACGGCUGGCCACGCAAGAAUACAGAUUCAAGUUUACAAGCUUAUUGGUCAAGAAGAGAAGCUCUUUCACAUAAUAAUGACUGUUUAUUGUGGUGUAACAGAGUAAUAAUACCGGCAUCCUUGCAGGAAAAGGUUUUGAAGUUGUUACAUGCUCCACACGCGGGCAUGGUCCAGACGAAAGCGUAUGCAAGAGGCUAUGUAUGGUGGGUAGACAUGGAUCGUCAAAUUGAGAAUAUUGUAGCCGCCUGCCAACAGUGCCAAUUAGUAAGAAAUAAACCACCAAAGGACCCUCAAUCUUGGAUUGUUUCAGAGAAACCCUGGAGUCGUGUACAUGUGGACUUUGCUGGACCCUUCCAGGGGAAAACAUUUUUAGUUCUAGUAGAUAGCUAUAGCAAAUGGUUUGAAGCCGAAAUAGUACCAACGAUGAAUAGCGGGACAGUGAUAACGGUGCUAAGGAAAAUUUUUACUUCACAAGGACUGCCUGACGUACUAGUUUCAGAUAAUGGACGCGCAUUUACCUCGGAAGAAUUCAAUAAUUUCUUAAAAAAGAAUGGAAUUAAACAUUUGUAUUCCCCACCUUACCACCCAGAAACGAAUGGGCAGAUAGAACGUGCAAUUCAAACAUUUAAAAAUAAAAUGAAGAAACUUGAAAGCCAGAAUAUACAAUGGCAACAAAAAUUGUGUAAAGUUUUAUAUUAUUUAAGGACAGUUCCUAAUAGUUCCACUAACAAAACACCAGCGGAACUACUCAAUGGGCGGAGAUAUAGAACGGCAGUGUCAGUCUUACACCCUGAUUCGAUGCCUAGCCGUACUGACCAGCAACGUGAAGUGGCGGCACAGCACCGGCCCACCCGUACCUUUGCAGUGAAUCAACCAGUACUGAUACACAUGUACGGGCCAGGAGAAAAGUGGCGCAGAGCCACUGUGGAAACAAUAGAGGGGCCAACGACUUACAGGGUGAAAACGGAAGAUGGAGAGUUACAUCGCCGCCAUACUGACCAAAUCUUGGCCAGACCAUCAGACAUGACAUGUCGCCCAUCUGAGUUAGACAGUCAACUCAUGAAGGAUUCAGAUUCAGAAUUGACACCGGAUUCCCCCAUAUUGAUUCCACCGCCUGAUUUAUGGCCAGAUAUUAUAGGAAUACCUAAUUAG
Galleria mellonella (greater wax moth) is the source of this 3834-nucleotide messenger RNA. RefSeq lists its product as uncharacterized. Gene Ontology annotation, biological process: DNA integration. Gene Ontology annotation, molecular function: nucleic acid binding; zinc ion binding. NCBI's taxonomy places the organism in Eukaryota, Metazoa, Arthropoda, Insecta, Lepidoptera, Pyralidae. The coding region runs from base 1 to 3834 and encodes 1277 amino acids. The transcript has a single exon. The record is from RefSeq and is a predicted model, not a curated record.